Molecule: messenger RNA, 924 nt
Organism: Mixia osmundae IAM 14324
Lineage: Eukaryota; Fungi; Basidiomycota; Mixiomycetes; Mixiales; Mixiaceae
Exons: 7
Coding region: 1-924 (307 amino acids)
Cellular component (GO): intracellular anatomical structure
Molecular function (GO): oxidoreductase activity, acting on NAD(P)H, oxygen as acceptor
Source: RefSeq, a predicted model, not a curated record
AUGCCGUUCGUGAUCGACUUCUCAGGCAAGACUAUCAUCGUCACAGGCGGCAACCGCGGCAUUGGCCAUGCCAUCUCGGAAGCUGCAGCGGAGGCAGGCGCCAACGUUGGUAUCAUCUACCGCUCUUCAAAGGACGCGCCCAAGAUUGCUGAGGAGAUCAGCAAGAAGUACAACGUCAAAGCAAAGGUCUGUCUGUAUGUCCUAUUGCGGGCACCUCGGCUGAGCAAUGUGCCUCUUUACGCUCCUUAUCGCCAUCCACGCGUCAUCACUGGCCGGGCCUACCAAUGCGACGUCGGCGACGCAGAUCUCGUCACGAAGACGUUCAAGGAAAUUCAGGAUGAUCUCGGCACCGUUGCGGGUGUCGUCGCAAAUGCUGGCAUCGCAGUCGUAAAGCCUGCUCUCGACAUUACGCGUGCAGAUUAUGACAAGCAGAUGGGCACCAACGUCUAUGGAACCUUUGCAGUCUGCCAGGCUGCAGCCCGCACGUUCGUCGACUCUCAGUACAAGGAAGGCUCUAUCGUCAUUAUCGCCAGCAUGAGUUCGCACAUCUGCAACAAAGGCAUUACCCAGACGUUCUACAACGUCUCUAAGGGUGCAGUCGUCAACAUGGCCAAGCAACUCGCCGCCGAGUGGUCUCAGUACGGCAUCAGAGUGAACUGUGUCUCGCCGGGCGUCACCAACACAGACCAGACGCACGAGCAGUCUCCCGAGCUGCGCAAGGAGAUCAUCGCAAAUACACCGCUCGGUCGUUAUGCCGAAUCUUCCGAGAUGGCCGGACAGACUAUCUUCCUCCUCUCAAACAAGAGCUCUUAUCAGACCGGCGCGGAGUACCUUGUUGACGGCGGUUUCCUCAUCCAUGCCACCGACAGUACUGAGCGAUUCGUGCCCAUUCAUCGACCCACAAAGAAAACAUCAUCAUCAUAG